Messenger RNA from Fundulus heteroclitus (mummichog), 2411 nucleotides. RefSeq names its product seipin. The coding region runs from base 467 to 1597 and encodes 376 amino acids. The transcript is spliced from 11 exons. Gene Ontology annotation, biological process: lipid droplet organization; lipid storage. NCBI's taxonomy places the organism in Eukaryota, Metazoa, Chordata, Actinopteri, Cyprinodontiformes, Fundulidae. The record is from RefSeq and is a predicted model, not a curated record. Gene Ontology annotation, cellular component: endoplasmic reticulum membrane.
AAAAAAGGAAGCAGCUCUUUGUUCACAUUUAAUAUCACUCAAAAUCCAGGAAACUAAUAAACAAGAUAUUAAAAAAAGGUACAAAUUUGAGCAAUCUUGAUUUAAAAAAAAGAUUGAAACAUAAAAUUUGUUUAUAUUAAAUUAUCUUUCGGGGAGGUUUGAGGUCUUGAUCUCAGAUGAAGCAACUGUCUUCAUGUGGGCUGGGCUAAACUCCAUCCAAUGAAGGAUUUCUAAGGACCUGAUGAUAAGACACUGAGGGGAGUUGUUUUUACAUUUCACCAAGAACAGCGUGCGAAGAGACUGCAGGGAGCAAUUUCCCAACAGCGCUCAGUCUGCCAACAGAAGCCAGAGUGCAGCUGGGCAGACUCAGUUUGGAGUCAUCUGAUGUGAAAGGCCUCGCAUUGAGACCAAUUGGACUCAGUGGUUUUGGUGACAUCAUUUCUUUGAAUUUAAAGUUUCAGACCUCAUGGAUCAGGAAAGCCGCCUGCCCUCAGAGGAGGAAGAACUUAGAGAACCUUCAGUCAUCAUCAUUCAGGUCCUGCUGAGGCUCCAGCAUGCAGUCGUCCUGGGAAUCUCACGAACACGACGGAGACUCCUGCAGGGCUUCACCGUGAUCUCCAUAGUGAUUCUGCUCCUCUUCAUAGCAGCUUUUUUAUACGGGACCUUCUACUACUCGUACAUGCCCAAGGCGGCCUUUUCUGCCCCCGUGUACUACUACUACAGGACAGACUGCGAAUCACCGUCAUCUUUCUGGUGCUCCUAUCCUGUGGCCAACGUCUCUUUGAUGAAAAACAAGAAACAUGCGCUGACAUUUGGCCAGGCGUAUCGGGUGUAUUUGCAGCUGGAGAUGCCCGACUCCCCGACAAAUCACGAGGUGGGGAUGUUCAUGAUCAAGACCACUUGUUUCUCUCAGGAUGGAGGCCAGGUGGCUUCUUCGGCUCGCACCGCAACCCAGCUGCAGAAGGCCUCCAGCUCUCGCUUUGGAAUGCUGCGGUACCGAUCAGACCUGCUGAAGACUCUGGGAACGGUGCUCUUCCUCCCCGCCUUUCUGACCGGAGCAGCCGAGCAGAAGCAGGUCGUGGAGGUGGAGCUCUUCUCAGAGUUCACAGACGACCCGUAUGCCCCCUCAGUCACAGCGUUGAUUGAGAUCCUGUCUAGCAAGGUCCAGAUCUACUCGUCUCAUCUGUACGUGCACGCCCAUUUCACUGGCUUGAGAUACUUGCUGUUUUACUUCCCCGUCCUGUCGGCCCUGGUAGGCGUUGCAAGCAACUUCACCUUCCUCAGCCUCCUCUUCAUCUUGAGCUACAUGAGUCAGCUGCUGAAACUGGGGCAGAAACCAGAGCAGUCUGACCUUUCUCUGAGGUCCGAAUUACAGCUCACAACAGAUGGACACAAGCCAGAGGGCAACGGUGUGACUAACGAGCCUCUGGAGGAAAAGGAUCCGAGCGCAGAUGCUGCGGAGCGGCUGGGUCCCCUGCAGACUGAUCCCACAGACCUGAGUGAGGACGAUCGCCACCUGCAGUUCUGCAGCAACACAGACAGGCAGAACGGACACGCACUUAAUCAGGGUGACCUGAACCAGUCUGAGGCAGCCUGAGGCGUUUAUUGGAAGAUAGGAAAGACAAAAAAAAGUCAAUGUAUCAGAAAUUAACACUAAACUGUCCUUUGAAAUGUUUUUGAAAGACGUUGCGUCGCGCACUCUGAAUCCUGUCUCCAGACUGCGUUUUCACUUUUAGCGCUGAAAUAACUCCCUAUAUACCUUUCAUAUUUGCAGUUUUUUUUGGUCACGCUUUGUGAAAUAGAUUUUGUAGUGAGGAAAAACUUCUCCAGAAUGCUUGGCAGAGUAUACAAAAAGUAUUUAGAACGGGGUUCCUACUUUCAAGUUUAAAAUCACUUUUGUUUCCUGAUUUAAAUUUCUACAGUUCUCAGUUGUUUUCACCUCAGGCUUCAAAAAUGAAACCAGAGGAAAUAAACAGGAUGGAUGGAUGGAUGGAUGGAUGGAUGGAUGGAUGUGUUAAUGCAUGGAAAAAUGGAUGGAGCGAGAACAGACGGACAGAAGGAUGGAUGGACUAAACUGGAUGGAUGGAUGGAUGGAUGGAUGGACAGGUGGGUAAAUGGAUGGCUGAUUGAGUGGAUUAAACUAAAUCUAUUAUCUAAGAACCAGUUAACAAAGCCCUUGUGCAACUUUAAAAAAAAAUCUGAUCUUUCUGACCUUGACAAAGGAACAGAACAUACAGUUUGAAAAUGCAGAUAUUUUUAAUCCUCUAAUUAAUCCCAAUCCCAUCCAGGCCAGGAACACGCUCAUUUUAACUGGGCAGGAGCCCUGAACUGUAAAACAACAUUGUUGUUUUAAUUUUCUGAGUUUAUACACUGCUGUUGCGCUUCUCAAUAAAUACUUUUGCUGCAGAUAA